This is a messenger RNA of Plasmodium fragile, 5361 nucleotides long. RefSeq lists its product as uncharacterized. The transcript has a single exon. Lineage: Eukaryota; Apicomplexa; Aconoidasida; Haemosporida; Plasmodiidae. The record is from RefSeq and is a predicted model, not a curated record. Bases 1 to 5361 code for a protein of 1786 amino acids.
AUGGAAACUCGGAAGGGACGCACAAGUAGUGACUUGAAGGGUGGGACAACAAAGAGUGAAACGAAAAAAUGUUUUACAAAUCAGGGGACAUCCUCCGUAGGGGUUAACCAAAAAACGAGAAUAAAUUCAAACCUUGGAGAAAAUAAAAAGGGGAACCAUUUGCCAGAGAAGGAAAAUAAAAAUAGCAGCAAAAGUGAGGAAGUGGAAAAAGCGGCAAAUGAUGUUGACAACAAUUUAAGUUAUAAAAAAUUAAGAAAAAAAUUGAACAAUUUAAAUUAUAAGGGUUCCUUAUGUCUGUCCUGCACACCAUUAGUGCAAAUAAUUUUUGAUGAUCUGAUUCAGGCCAUUCAGAAUUUUCAGAAGCUAUCAGAUAAGUAUGAAGACUCGCAGAGGAGAUACAAAGAGUUGGUAAAUGAUAAGAGAAAGAACAAUUCUCAAUUGGCAGUAAAAGAAGGAGGGGAUGGAAAGCACGGUAGCAAUUUGUACUUAAGCGGGGAGUACGACGGGGAGGUGGAAAAGGCGCCUGAUCAGGUAGGUACUGGAGUUGUCCCGGAUGAGUCAAAGCAAACCGCUCAGAAUGAGCAUAGCAUAGGCGCAGCAUCGAAGCAGUACGAGCGCAUAAUUUCGGAAUUGUCCAAACAAGUGCAGGAGGAAAGCAAGUUGAAGGAGAACUAUAUGAAGGAAAAUAAAAAGUUGAAGUUCACGUUGGAGAUGCUACAAAAUGAGAAGAAAGACAAAUUUGAUGAAUCCACUGACGACGUAUCUUGUGAGGACUUGUGUUCCUUUAACAACAGAACGAAAUCAUUUGACGAUUUUGAAAUUGACAAAAUUAAGAAAAAGGAAAAGAAGUUGUGUCAAAUGGGAAGCUGCCUAAUCAACGAACACACCAUAUCGUUAGGAAAAGAAUUGUCCUACUACAAGAAUUUAUGUAAGGAAUUCAAAGUGGACAUAGACCGCAUGCGGAAGGACAACGAUGGGGAGGAAUCUCCAGUUCGGGGCGAAGUCCUAUUGGAACAGAAAAACGCAGAAAUAAAGUACCUGAACAAACGAUUAAGUGAGUACGAAAUUGAAAUCAGAAAAUUGAACGAACUGAGGAUGAUCAACGAUAUUAAAAAGCAGAAGGAGUCGAACGAUGACGAGUCGGCAUGUGAAAGCGCUCCAAGUGAACUUAUAAACCAGGAGCACACGAUGUGUAACUUUGAUCCGGAUGAGGAUACCCUGAGUGGGGAUAUGCAGACGAGAAAUGGAACCUCUGUGAGGAAGGACAGCAAUUUAAGCAAAAUGGUAAAAUCGAAAAAUAGGGAAAUUUAUCAUUUGAAGAAUAGGGUAAAACUGUUGGAGACGGAACUUCAGAUGAAGAACGAGGAGGAGAAGAAGGUUGAGAAUCUGCAUCGGGUGGGUGAUAACGGAGGUGGGGAACGGGACAAGGAUAAGGCGUCCAAUAUGGUGAGGGAUGAAAAUGGAUGGGGUAAUUCGAGCUGUGAAGACGAAGCGGUGAUGAAGCGGAGAGACGUUGAAAGAGAACUACACGAAUUACAAUCCGUUUUGGAAACAUUGAAAGCAGAACUGAAGGAAGAGAAGAAAAAAAGCGAUAAGUAUGAAAAGAAAUACAAUGAAGAAAAAAGCGAAAUUGCCAUUUUGAAGGAUGAACUAAAGAAUUUAGAAAAAGAAAUCAAAGUGAAAGAAAGUGAAUUUAAUCUGAACAAGAAUACCAUAAAUAAUUUGAAAUUGGAGUCAGCCGAAUUUAAUAACAUUAUGUCUUUUUCGAACGAGACGAAGAAGCAUUUGACGGAGUAUAUUCACAAUUUGCUAAACAAAUUGAGCGAAGCAAAUGACAAAAUUGACGAGCUAAAGGAUGGAAGCAUACUUCAAAAACAGAAGAUAGAAGUUUAUAGAGGUGAAAUAAAAAAGUUAAAGGAGGAUUUGAUAGAUUCGAGCAAUCAGAUAGACGAGUUCGCAUCCCUGUUGGACAAAAAGGAUGAAGUUAUUCAAAGUUUUAAGGAAAAGCUAGAAAAUGUAAACAAACAAUAUGGAGAUCUUACCAUACAAUACAAUGAAGUGUUAAAGGAAAAUAAAAAUUUACAAAUAACGAAUUCAUCUCAUAAUGCGAACAGCACCUUAAUCAUUCAACAACUGCAGCAGGAAAUUCACAUGCUAAAUGUAACGAAUAAUCACUUGAAAAAAAUUGAAGAUGAUUACAAAAUUAUUUUACAAGAGAAAACGAUAAUAGAAGACGCAGCAAUAAAGAUCCAGUCGGAAUUGAAAAAGUCCGUUGAUAAAAUUAAAAAUUUAGAAACGUACAUACAGACUUUGUCAAUAGAGAUAGCUAACUUAAAGACACAAAGAGAUGAUUCACUUGAUGCUCUUACCAAAGUAGCCAUCGACAAAACGCAAUACGAAAAUGAAGUAAUUCAAAGCAAAAGCAUUAUACACGAUUUGAAGAAGCAACUUAAUGAAUACGAAAGCAAUGUGAAGUAUGUCCAAAAUAACAUUAGUGAAAUAAAUAAAAUGCAUUUACAGAAGGAGGAGCAAGAAAUUAUUUUAAAAAAUGAAAUUAAAUCGUUGAGGGAAAAUUUGAACGAGAAAACUAUCAAGUUGGAACUCCUCCAGGAGAAGGAAAACAAAUUUGAGCAGAACACCAUGGCGUAUAAUGAAUUCCACAUGGAAGCGCAGAAGAAAUAUAACUCGUAUGAAAAAAUGAUUCAACGACUGAACAAAGAAAUCGACGAGCUGACUAUAAACAAUAAUGAUAAUAUUAUCAUUAUUGAAAAAUUGAAAAGCGAACUAGACACUCAUCAGAGGAAUAAUGUGUGCGAUUUUUCGAAGACAUUUUUUCGUAGCGCCGAGGAGAUGGUACGUGCUGGCGGGGUUGGUGUUGCUUCCGGAAAUGAUCUUCACCACAUAGACAGGGAAGGAUUCCCAAAUAGACGCUCAGAGAGUGACCCUGCAGGGGAAGAAAGUAAGGAAGCAAAAAUCGGCACAGCGGAGGAAGGAUUCUACGAAAUGAACUGUACUAAUAAUGAGAACUCAAAAGAGGAAAACGAAAUAUAUGACUACGAUGACGACUUUACCAUCUUUAUUAACUCGAAUAAAAACAGUUUUGGCAAAAAAUAUAAAAAUGGAACAGAGGAAAGACAAGAAAUAAAAAUAAGGGACGAUGAGGAAGAUGGAAUUGUAGACAGCCUGAACGACCUGGUCGAUGACGAGGGGGUUAAUGAACUUAGUUUGAGCAACAAGAAAAUGAAAAACGAUGCAAGCAAUUUAGACGACAGGACGGAAAAUGAUUACUAUGAUGAACAGUUCGAUUCUGUGGGAAGGAAGGAAAAAUCAGGACAUGACCAAGGGGUUAAUGAAUCCGAGAGUUCUUCCAACAGUAGCAGUUCUAAUAUGGAUUUCCUCUCCUUUAGUAAGAAGGACAAAAGGACGAAGGGUUCGACAAAGGGAGGCCGCAACCGGGGCAAUGAUCAAUCGACGGUCACACUAAAAGGGCUGACAUUGUCAGCUUUACACAGCGCGAGUAACAAUAAUAACCAUGGGGGUAGGAGUGGAGGUUGGAGCAAAGGCAGGGAAGGCUCCCAUAUCGGACGUAGCGGAAGUCGCGGUGGGAGUAGCAGCAGCAGAAGCAGUAGUCGCGCCACCAUUCCUAGGGAAAAACUGCGCAACAAGCUGGAUGAGUAUUGCGGAAGUGAGAACUCCUCGUCGUACCUGGGCAACCACGACGUUUCCCUCUUCAACAGCUCUAAGAUAAAAGACAUUUUCAAUUUGAAGUCCAUCAACAAGUGGGCUAAAAAUGGCAACGCCAAGGAUGAACACAAAUUUGUCAGGGGAACGUCCAAACUGAGCGGCGCAAAUAAAAACAACACUUACGACAUCGGUGGUAGUAAGUGUAAGACGGACAAGACGAGGAGGAAGGAAUCUUAUGAAGAUAUCCUGUUCGACUUUAAGCGCAAUUGGUCUGUGAGGGAGGACGAGCCUAGGGGGGAAGACAUCAGUGGGGGAGGUGCAAGAAGGGGUUCGCAUAAUGGUCCUAAAAAUGGUCUAAAAAAUAACCCAACGAAUAAAUAUGGUGUCGACGACUCGGACUCCCUCCCAUAUGAUAAGACAUAUGAGCAAAAGGAGAAAACUAAUAAGAUAAAAAAUAGGCAAAUUGGAAAGGAUGAUUAUCGAAGUAAAUACCCCACGUACCACACCGACGAGGAUGAGGAGGUGGACAAUUCUGUGGAUGCAGAAGGGACGGGCAAGGAUAGUAAAUAUCCAAGAAAUGAAUUGCAAAAAUCGAAUUAUGACCCCAAAAAUUUAAAAAAUAGCGAAGAUUAUUCUUUGAGGAAAAAGGCAUCGCGCAAAAUUACUACACUGCAAAUGUCCAGCAGUAAGAAUAAGCUUAAACACUAUCCACGUGGAAGUAAAAAAAAGAGUGACCUUGCUGAUUAUAAUUCACAAAAGGUCACAUCAAGGAAUAAGGAAAGCAACAGGGCAUCCCCAAAGAUGAUUAUUGGUACACGUGGAAGAACAAAUGAGAGGCAUAAGGGCAAGGACUAUUAUAAUGAUGACGAGGGGGAUAAAAGGAAUUACAAUUUUAUUUCUCAAACAAGUUACGAGGCUAAUAGUAAUACUAGCAGCAUCCUGCUUGAUUCAGUCAGUUCCGACUUUGCGCAGAGUAGCAGCGUAGACCAGUAUAACCAUGCUGGACAAAAGAAGCCAAAAGAGCGAUUAAAUUAUUUAAAUUUCAAAAAGGAUUCUGAUUAUAACAACAUUUUGUACAGUUCAAACGAUUCUAAUAUUUUGAGUGGAGCGAAUAGAUUGGGAGGGUCGAUUUCUUAUGGCAAAAAUGGGGGGCGUGAAAAACAUGGAAGGGUCGACAAAAGGGACAUGGUAAGAAAAACCAGUGAUAGCAGCCCGCAUGGAAACAAAAAGGAAUUUUUGGAUAGGGAAGAGGAAGGAAACAAUUCCUAUAGCAAUAUGAGCUCCCCCUUUGAUGAAAAGACCAAUAACAAAUUUGAGAAGGCACACAUGAAGGAAGAAGAAGUGGAGAGUAUACCUAAAAAGGAAGAAAUGAAUAAUAACCCCCCAAAUAAUCAAGAUUUGUACAAUAAAUAUAUGGGCGUUUUACAAAGUUUAAAGAGCGAAGAAAUGGAUGCAUCUGUGAACACAACGAAUAAUGUAACCAUAGAUUUGACCAACGACUUUAGCAAAACGCAGGAGAAUUCCACGUCCAUUUUGUCUUCCUCCAAAACAUUGCACAAGGAUAGUGUGUUUAGCAAUAUAUCAAAAUUUAAAUUUAAUGAAGAAUUGCACGAGUAUAAUUGUGACCCCCUAACAAUUAUCAAACCUAUCGAGGAUUCAAAUCGGGAGCCAUACUAA